AUGUGGCUUCUCCUCUUCUCCCUCCUGCUGACAUCUGCAGCAGCCCAGGACAACAAUGGCAAGGUGCUGAAAGGUGAGGAGUGUGUGCCCCACUCCCAGCCUUGGCAAGUGGCUCUCUUCGAUCGUGGACGCUUCAACUGUGGGGCUUCCCUCGUCUCCCCAUACUGGGUGCUGUCCGCAGCCCACUGCCAAACCCGAAACAUGAGAGUGCGCCUGGGCGAGCACAACCUGCACAAGCACGACCGCACGGAGCAGCUGCGGACCGUGUCCCGCAUCAUCCCACACCCCGGCUACGUGGCGCGCACCCAUCACCACGACCUCAUGUUGCUGCGCCUAACCCGGCCCGCGCGCCUCUCCGCCCACGUGCGCCCAGUAUCGCUCCCCAUGCGCUGCCCCCAACCCGGCGAGCCCUGCGUGGUGUCCGGCUGGGGCCUGGUGUCCGGCUAUGACCGGGGGGCCACAGGCAUCCCAGAGGCAGAAGUGUAUCUCCCAGACACACUGCAUUGUGCCAACAUCAGCAUUAUCUCGUCCACGUCUUGUAACAAGGACUACCCAGGACACCUGAUGAACACCAUGGUGUGUGCGGGUGUGGAAGGCGGAGGCACGGACUCCUGUGAGGGUGACUCCGGGGGACCCCUGGUCUGUGGAGGUGUCUUGCAGGGCAUUGUGUCCUGGGGUGAUGUUCCUUGCAACACUACCACCAAGCCUGGUGUCUACACCAAAGUGUGCAGCUACUUGGAGUGGAUCAGGGACACCAUGAAGAGGAACUGACUAUUUUAGUCUUCCCCCUGUGUCUCUGGCUGAGCAAUCCCAUGACUGCUCCAUCCUGACGUGGGACAGAAUUGAGUCAGCCCCCAAAGACCCCAUUUGUCCAAGGCCCAGAUGUUAGCCAAGGGCUAGUACUGUUUGAGGUCAGAGCUGGUGCUCAAGUUCAUCUGUUU
This is a messenger RNA of Miniopterus natalensis, 941 nucleotides long. RefSeq names its product kallikrein related peptidase 15 (gene KLK15). NCBI's taxonomy places the organism in Eukaryota, Metazoa, Chordata, Mammalia, Chiroptera, Miniopteridae. Gene Ontology annotation, molecular function: serine-type endopeptidase activity. The record is from RefSeq and is a predicted model, not a curated record. Gene Ontology annotation, cellular component: secretory granule. Gene Ontology annotation, biological process: proteolysis.